AUGACGGAUUUACAAAAUCCUAAUGAUCAAAUAGAUCCAAAAUUCAAUAUAUAUUUUCAAAAUAAACGUAUUCGUCGACAUUUAAUAAAAGCUGGAUUAAUUAAUCGUCAAGGUGAAAUUUUACCUGCUAUAAAUUCUGAAGUUGCACUAAAUCGACGACCAACACGACAACGACGACCAUUAUCUGCAGAUAAAUUAUCAAAAUCUAUUCAUCAUUAUGUAUUAGAAGAUGAACAAAAACGUCGAAAACAUACUCGUAAUCAAUUUGAUUUUUCAGCUAAACGUGUUCAUAUUGAAAAAAAACCAGAAUCAAAACAUACAACUCGUCGAGAUAGAUCUCAUAGUUCAUUAAAUGUUCAUCAUUCAAUUGCAUUAGGAACGAAAAAUCGUUCACCAACACGUCCAAAAUCUGCACAUCAUUCAUUACAUGACUCAAAAAAAUGUUUGGCUCGUUAUUCAGUAAAACCUACGUCACGAAAUCGAGAACGUCGUCGAGUAAUAAUGAUCUAUUAUGGACCGACGACAAAUAUUGAUUAUAAUACUACUUGGUUUCAACCUGAUGGUGAUGAAAUUGUUGUUUCUCAACAACAUUGUGGUGGAGAAAAUCUUGUUGUUUUUAAAGGUUAUGUUAAACCUUAUGAAAAAUUUGAAUUUGAAUCUCGACGUCAUCGAGAUUAUCCAUUUGCAUUAACACUUUAUAUCAAUGGUCUUAUUGAUAGUCGUUUAUCAGCUUGUUGUGAACAUCGACAUAAACGUAAUGUACCAUUAGGUGGUAAACAUGGUUUAUUUGGUAUUGUUGAUGUUAAAAAUAUAAAACCAUGUCGAUGUUGUCGAUAUAAACAACGUAAAACAAAAUCACGAUCAACUAUUUCACUUGGAAUUGAACCAUCUCGUUAUCGAAGAUCAGUUGUACCUCGUUUUCAAUUAAGAAGUCGAUCUAAAUCACCUGAAAUUCGACAAACUUCAAGUUCACCUCAUGUUAUAAUUAAAUCUAGAGAUCAUUCUCCACAUAUAUCUAAAACACCAACACCACCUCCGAUAGCAGAUAAUAAAAAACCACGCAUAUAUUCUGCUAAACCCAAUCGAUCUGAAGUUUCAGCAAACACUCAAAAAGUAGCAAUAUCGCUCAAUAAUGAUAAUGAAAAUUAUUCAUCGGAUUUUGAUGAAACUAAUGAUGAUGAUGCUCCACCAUCGACUUCACGAUUUGGUCAACCACGUAUAUCUGAUUCAAAUUCAAUCGGUAGUAAUUCACCUAUUAUUUCGAAAAAACCUACUUCUUCUAAAGAUGAAAAUAAUUAUGAUCUAUCGAAAAUACCCAUGAAAAAAAAUGAUACUGAAAUUCAUUCACGAAAAUCUUCAUCGACUAUUUCAAAAAAAUCUGAUCUUUCAGAAAAUGAAGAUAAUCAUUAUAAAUCAACAAUGUUACCAAAAAAACCUAAUAAUAUUAAUCAUUUAUCAAGUACUUCAACUCAUACUUCAAAAAAAUCUGAUUCUUCUAAAGAUAAAGAUAAUGAUAUAUUAAUUGGAAAAAAUAAUACUACUGAUCAUGUAGAAAAAUCUUUAUCUAAUACGUCGAAAAAAUCCGAUUUUUUUGAUGAUAAUGAUAGUGAUCAUUAUAAAUCUACAACAUUAACAAAAAAAACUAAUGAUGAUGAUGAUAAUUCAUCAAAUUCUUUACAUGGUUUUUUUAAAAAAUCUGAUCCUUCUAAAGAUGAAUAUAAUUAUGAUUUAUCAAAUGAAAAAAAUACUAAUACAAAUUAUUCACGAAAAACUUCAUCUAGUAGUUCGACAAAAUCUGAUCUUUUGGAUAAUGAUAAUUAUAAAUCAACACAAAAAAACGAUGAUAUUGAUAAUUUUCAAAAUUCUUCAUCUAAUAUUUUAAAGAAAUCUCGUCCUUCAAAAGAUGAAACAAAUUAUGAACUACUUGAUAUGUUAAUGAAAACAAAAGAUACUACAGAUCAUUCACAAAAUUCUUCAUCUGAUACUUCGAAAAUAUCUGAUCUUUCAGAAAAUGAAGAUAAUCAUUAUAAAUCAACAACAUUAACAAAAAAAAAUAAUGAUAAUGAUAAAUUAUCAACUUCUUCAGAUAGUACGAUAAGAAAAUUUCGUAAUUAUCAAAAUGAAGAUAAUGACAAGCAAUCUAAUUCAUCUAUUGAAAGAGAUAAUGAUGAAAAUCAUUCACCAAAUUCUUCAUCUGAACUUGAUGAGGAGGAUGAAGAGGAGGAGGAGGAGGAAAAUGAUUAUUAUAAAUCUGAAACACCAAUAAAAACACAUGAUAAUGAUAAUAAUUCACCAAGAUAUGAAUUUAAUAAGAAAAAUACUAAUGAUAAUAAAUUAUCAUUAACAACUACAUUUAAAAAUAAUAUUGAAAAUCGACGAUUAUCAUCAAGUUCAGAAGAUAAAAAUUUUAAAGCAUUAUUUGCAAAAAAACCUCAAAAUAUUGAUUACACAACUAAUUUACCUCGUGUUUCAAUAAGUUCAACAGAAGAUAUUUUUGGAACAAAACAAUAUUCAUCUACAAAAAAAAAUAAAGAUGUUCCUGUUUUUUCAAAAGAUUGGUUUGAAACAAAUAAUAAAAUUAAUCUUGAUGAUAAUGAUGAAACUAGUUUUAAUUCAAAUUCUAAAACAAAACCACGGCGAAAAGAUCUUAGUUCUGAUGAAGAUGGUACGUAUUAUGACUCUUAUUAUCUAGUACAAAAUUUAUAUUGA
Rotaria sp. Silwood1 is the source of this 2709-nucleotide messenger RNA. Lineage: Eukaryota; Metazoa; Rotifera; Eurotatoria; Philodinida; Philodinidae. The record is from the annotation of a GenBank genome assembly.